AUGGCUCCGUCUCACAACCUUCCCCUUCACUCCCUUCCGCCACGCCAGUCACAUCGGCGCGACUCACAUGCGCGGUUCCCCGUCGCCCCAGCCACCCACCUCUCCGCGGUAUCCGCGUGCUGCUUGCUGCUCCUCUCCUCGUUAUCCGCCGUCGACCUCUCUCGCGCCACCCACGCUGACUGCAACCGCUCCUCCGCCGCCUCCGCCGCCUCCGCCGCCCCCACCGCCGCCACCCCCGCGUCGUCCUUACCGUCCGCCCGCCUCUCCACCCCCGCAUUGUCGUCAUCGUCCCACGGCUCGUCCACCUUCCUUAGUACCGCCUCGACGCUGCUACACCCAUUUCUCGAAAUUGACAACUUGGACGAUCUCAGCGGCGACUCGGGCGAUUCGUCGCAGCCAGAACAGUCGCACGCGACGCGCUCCCCGCAUCGCCUGCUCUUCGCACAGCAGCAACCCAGCAUCGCUGCCGCGGGCGUUGCGAAGAGUGCUCCCCUCGACGACCCUUCUCCCCCUCCGCCGCCGCCGCCAGCGCCGACGCCUCCGUGUGAGGUGGAGCUGGACUCGUGCGCGCUGCAGUCGCUGCUUCCGCAGCUCCUCCCGCCCGCCCUCCUCGACCCCGCCUGCUUCAACCACCUCUCGCUGCACUUCGCGCACGAUACUCCCGCAGACAACGGCGGUGGCGGCGGCGGGGACGAGUCGAGGGCGUCGUCGCCGCCUGAGACGGCGACGCGGCGCGAUCUGCUGGACGUGGCGCGGAACAAGGCGCGCGCCAGCACCGUGUGGGCGCCGCUGGAGGGGACGGCGGGCAGCGCGGAGGGCGCGGAAGGCGCGGGGGAAACGGGGGGCGCAGGGGGACCGAGGGGGCCAGGAAGAGCCGAGCCGGCGGCGGCGUCGACUCUCACUCCAGCGAAUGAAGUGAUCACCGUGUGCCGCUCCGCUGGUGUGGUGACAGCAGGUGUGGUGACAGCAGGUGUGGUGACAGCAGGUGUGGCACGAGACAGUGCCCAGCCAGCAUCACCAUCAGUCCGGAUCUCAGUGGACAGACCUGGAGAGGCUGGGGCACGUCUUUGGCAUGGUGAUUGGCAGAGAGAGUGGUUCGCCAACUACAUUGGCAAACUGCCUGCCGACCAGCUCACCACGCUGCUGGACCUGCUCUUCUCACCGUCCACGAGAAUCGGGUUCAACCUCGCGCGCUACCUGCUGGGCACCAGCUUCAAUGCCACCAACAGCCCGCAGCUCACCAAAGACACCAUGCACCAGACUAACCUCCCCGGCUACAAGCCGAGCAAGGCCGCCCCGUACAACUGGGCGGCAGACUGGCGGCAGCGGAAGGUUUUGAAAGGAGCGAUGCAGAGAGGUGUAGAUGAGGUGGAGGCAAUCGCUUAUUCAGCGCCGUGGUGGAUGACCAUCAGUGGGAAUACGUCGGGGAAUGUGGGCGGCAAAUCGAAUCUCCGACCGGAUAUGUACGGCGAGUUUGCGGAGUAUCUAGCCACCAUAGUGGCCCAUUUUCGCCACAAGUGGAACGUGACGUUCAGCACGAUGAAUCCGGCGAAUGAGCGGCUGGAGGGGUGGUGGUCGCAGGGGGGGCGGCACGAGGGGUGCAGUUACACUGCUCCUGAGCUGGAUAGGCUUUGCACGGCCGUGGCGGGUGCGCUGCAGCGGAAGAAGCUUCCGAAGCGCGUCGCGGGGUUCGACAGCUUCGUCGGGUUCACGAUGCGAAGCGCGAAUUUAUUUUCCGGGCAGUUACUAUCCGGUCUGAAGAGGAUUUCGGUGCAUGGGUAUGUCCUGCCACCACCCACCACCACGGAUACCAGGGAGUUUAUAGAGAAGCUGUACGUUGGAUUAGCACGGAUGGGGAUCAGUGUGGGGAAGGAGGUGUGGGUGUCGGAGAUUGGGCCGAUGUGGGCGGGAGGGGAGGACACCGAUGUGGGGUUGUUCAUGAUGCGAUCGGCGAUCCAAGCGAUCAUUAUCAUGGGCGCUUCGGCUUGGAUUUACUGGCAGUCGAUCAACCCUUACCUCCCUAACAACCCCAACUCUGCCAAGUGGGGGCUGUUUACAAUAACGCACAACAAUGUGUCUGAUCCUGCUGUCGUGCCGCUGGAGAUUACGUUCUCAAAAAAAAAUCACAUGAUGAAGCAGAUGGCUCGGGCGUCGCCGAGAGGGAGCAUGCCGCUGAGAAUCGAGACCACUAAUGGCUGUCACCACUGCGUUGCGUCGUUCUUCAACCCCGAUAAGAACUUCAUCUCUAUCUAUAUAGUGAACCAGGUGUCAAGAUAG
Molecule: messenger RNA, 2277 nt
Organism: Closterium sp. Naga37s-1
Lineage: Eukaryota; Viridiplantae; Streptophyta; Zygnematophyceae; Desmidiales; Closteriaceae
Source: the annotation of a GenBank genome assembly